CACACAUAUGCACAGUGUAGCAUGUUUCAGACUCACCAGGUAAACUCUCAUAACGAUGCGGACGGCAGCAACAAAACCGUGCCACGAGUGCCAUUAGGUCGCCCAGUCUUACGGCAAUGGGAGCUCACGGCUGAAUCUUCCAAGUACGAAAAGUCCAUUGCCGCUCCUUCAGAUCACGAUCUUGUCCUCAUGUGGACAAUCUGGGGAACGCUUCUGUCGAUACUGAGUCUCAUCCUGCUCGUCAUCUUUCUUGCUGUGUUGUCCUCCAAAAAGGCACGGCGUAAUUCCUUCAAUCUUUAUUUAUUGUUCAUGAUUGGACCAAACAUGUACUAUAGUUCCCAGUGUGCAAUUACCUGCGCCUGGAACGCCAUCUUGGGUCACUAUCAGAGCUCCCCCAUGUGUUUGUACCAGUCGUGGUAUCUCAUUUUCGGAAGUGGGGCCAAUUCCUGGAUGAUUGCCGUAAUUGCGUACGAACUGCACCGCCUAUUGCGUUUCUCGCGUCGACGACAGCGUUACUUUCCACCGCGGCGAGCCCGGGUGGUCACCGUAUCACUACUUGUGUAUGCGUGGGUGGCCUUUCUAGCAUUUUGGGGCGUUCUCUCCUUCCCGUGGCUACCGCACGAUACCAACGCUCAGAACGGUGCUUUUUGUAUUCCCAUCGAAACGAACCGCCGCGGGUCCCAAAUCACUGGCUGGCUACUCUUUUUACCGCUGCUUAUCAUGAUCCCUUUUGCGUACACGCUCGUCGUUAUUGCCGAUGUUGUAUGGAACAAGUUGUUGCCGCAGAGGGGGGCGGCCCGUGUUCUGGCCGUUUACUUUUUUCGUCUCGCCGGUUUGUACGCGCUUACCUGGGCGCCCACCUUUGUUGUAUUAUAUGCAGUGCGCGAUCAGGGACCCUGGGUGACCUGGGGUUGGGGGACCAUUUCGCAUUUACACGGACUUUUGGCUGCCUUGGUGGCCCUUUGGAAACCCGACAUUGCGCAAGCCUUUCGAAGCUUCGUUAGUUGUCGAGCGGAUCACGGUUGCCGUGGUUGUGUCUGUGCCACCGUGAACUCUUCGACCAUGGAGUCUUCCGACGACCAAUUGGAGCCUACUAGUACACAUCAUGGUCAAGAUGAUGAAGACGGUACGACGUGCAAUCUAAGUUCCAUGGGCGAUUCUGCUACUUUCUCGAUGAAAGCGAGUUCCUCGUCGUCGUUCCGACGCUUGUCGCCAUUGCCUAGCGUCCUAGCGAUUAUAGAAGAAGCCGACGGAUUGGAACCUUGAUGUUCACAUUCACCUUUAUCGACAGUGGAGCAGGCCGACCUCUCAAAGAGAACAAAGAAGAGUGCUUCACUCCCGUUUAAUGAGGGUAAUGGUGGCUUGACAACAAACUUAUGACGAGCGUUGCAUUAUCCUCACUGUGGCAUGCCUUUCUGAAGCAAACUGCUAUCGAUGCUGAUAACGAGAACAACAUUGCCGAUUGUGAUAAAUGUCCAUACAUCAAAGUGUCCAAGGAUGAUUGAACCACAAUCGAUGAAAUUUGUGCACAGCAAAUGUGCCGGCUCCAGUGAAUUUCAAGAAGUUUGAGGCGUAGCAGUGUCAAAAUGCUUAUCUGGUGGUCAAGUGACAUACAAGCGAAUUUCUUUGUAAGAAAGAGGAUGACUUUUAAAUUAUCGCUUACCAUGGCUUGACGUGGAGAAGCGAACAAGCGAAAGCCGUCAAUAGGAAAAAUGCGCUCCUUUGCGGACGUCACAGCCUUCAGCGAGGAGAUAAUUGUGGAAUGACGCCAUCCGAGAGACAGACUGCGCGAAAAAAAUGGAUCUUGCUCUGCCGGUCCAGACAAAUGACUAGCCGUCUUGGUGGUGAAAAAUGUCGUAGCUUGUGAUUUACUCUUGACGAAAGCGAGCAUGUGAAGUCCUGCUAUUCCUCCUUUGAGAAUCCUGGCCUCACCAGAAAAGCUUGUCAUGGCAAGGUUAUGGAUUUUAUGUAUGCCAUGAUCCGUCGUGUGAUUGCGUCCCUUGCUCGGGAUGAACCUGUGACACAAAAACCACUUCUCGGAGUGCCACUGUGGUAAAAAGAGAGUCCCACCCAGAAACGCCCAAUCUUGUACAAAACUGAUACAACACCAAGCCGAUGUCGUUUGCCAGCAUCUGCGUCUUGAAUAGCUCUUAAAUAUCUUUGAUUUUGCUCCACUGUUUUUCAGGAAGUUGCCAGCAAGAUGAGAAGAAGCCAUGACGAGCGCGCUUACAGAACCCUCAUAUUGGCCUGAGGAUCAGCUACGUGAAAAAUUACAAGUCCGAUGUCCCAUUUUUCGGGGUGGGUCGACAGCAGGCCGCUGUCGCCCGCACAGGAGGCGUCUAGACACAAAUGCGACGAAGUGUUUUUCUUCAGAACAUUUGGAGCAG
Phaeodactylum tricornutum CCAP 1055/1 is the source of this 2387-nucleotide messenger RNA. RefSeq lists its product with no specific name. Lineage: Eukaryota; Bacillariophyta; Bacillariophyceae; Surirellales; Neidiaceae. The record is from RefSeq and is a predicted model, not a curated record. The transcript has a single exon. The coding region runs from base 22 to 1266 and encodes 414 amino acids.